Marmota flaviventris (yellow-bellied marmot) is the source of this 3963-nucleotide messenger RNA. It is a transcript of the gene Sall3, whose product is annotated as spalt like transcription factor 3. Gene Ontology annotation, molecular function: DNA-binding transcription factor activity, RNA polymerase II-specific; RNA polymerase II cis-regulatory region sequence-specific DNA binding. Gene Ontology annotation, cellular component: nucleus. NCBI's taxonomy places the organism in Eukaryota, Metazoa, Chordata, Mammalia, Rodentia, Sciuridae. Gene Ontology annotation, biological process: regulation of transcription by RNA polymerase II. The record is from RefSeq and is a predicted model, not a curated record.
AUGUCUCGGCGCAAGCAGGCCAAGCCCCAACACCUCAAGUCGGACGAGGAGCUGCCGCCGCCGGACGGGGCUCCUGAGCACGGCGUCCCCGGGGAAGGCGCCGACGACGUGGACAGCGGGACUGAGAGCCGGAGCGGCGGCGAGGAGGCCAGUGUGUGCCAGACCUGCUGCGCGGAGUUCUUCAAGUGGACAGACUUCCUGCAGCACCAGAAGAGCUGCACCAAGAACCCGCCGGUGCUCAUCGUGAGUGAGGAUGAGCCGGCGCCACCCUCUGAAGAGUUCCCAGAGCCUUCUCCCGCCAGCUCGCCCAGCGACCACACGGAGAGCGAGGCCACCGAGGAGGCCACCCCCGCGGAGGGCGGUGAGGGCGGCGAGGUGAAGGCCCUGGAGCCGGAGGACGAGCCCAUGGACGUGGAGACACCUGGGGACAAGGGCCUGCAGGGCCCAGGCACACCCGCUGUGCCCCCAGCGCUGCCCCCAGGGUCCCCUGCUGCCUUCAGCAUGCCCAGCACCAACGUGACGCUGGAGACUCUGCUGAGCACCAAGGUGGCUGUGGCUCAGUUCUCGCAGGGCGCACGCGCAGCUGGCACAGCCGGAGGCAGCGUGGGCGCGGUCGCCAUCCCCAUGAUCUUGGAGCAGCUCGUGGCUCUGCAGCAGCAGCAGAUCCACCAGCUGCAGCUCAUUGAGCAGAUCCGCAGCCAGGUGGCCCUGAUGAGCCGCCAGCCCGCGAGGCCGCCGCUGAACCCCACCACCCCUGGCCCUCCCGCCCAGACCUCUGGCCAGCUCCAGGGCCUGGCCCCGCACCCGGCCCUACAACUCUCUGCUGGGCCGGCCCCUGUCCCUGCAGGCUCUGGCCAGGCAGCCCCACCUGCCUUCGAGGGCCCCCAGCACCUGUCACAGCCAGCGUCAGGUGCCAGCACUCCAGGUGGUACUGGGCCCAUGGAGUCCGUGGUGUCUGCAGCCCCAAGCACAGCCCCUGCCCUGGGGUCCACGGUGCCCAGCACAGCGGGCAGCAUGACACAGCCGCAGAAUGCAUCCACGCCCCCGGCCCUGGGCCCGGGGCCCCUCCUCAGCUCGGCCUCCAGCCUGCCAAACCCUCUGCUACCUCAGACCUCCUCCAGCAGCGUCAUCUUCCCCAACCCGCUGGUCAGCAUUGCCGCCACCGCCAACGCCCUGGACCCACUGUCCGCCCUCAUGAAGCACCGCAAGGGCAAGCCCCCAAAUGUAUCGGUGUUCGAGCCCAAGGCUAGCGCUGAGGACCCCUUCUUCAAGCACAAGUGCAGGUUCUGUGCCAAGGUCUUUGGCAGCGACAGUGCACUGCAGAUACACCUGCGCUCUCACACUGGCGAGCGGCCCUUCAAGUGCAACAUCUGCGGGAACCGCUUCUCCACCAAAGGCAACCUGAAGGUGCACUUCCAGAGGCAUAAGGAGAAGUACCCCCACAUCCAGAUGAACCCCUAUCCAGUUCCAGAGUACCUCGACAAUGUGCCCACUUGCUCGGGGAUUCCCUAUGGCAUGUCACUACCCCCAGAGAAGCCAGUAACCACCUGGCUGGAUAGCAAGCCAGUGCUGCCCACGGUGCCCACAUCAGUGGGGCUGCAGCUGCCCCCCACAGUCCCCAGUGCUCAUAGCUACACCGAUUCCCCCAGCGUCACCCCCGUCAGCCGCUCCCCUCAGAGGCCCUCUCCCGCAUCCAGCGAGUGCACCUCCUUGUCCCCUGGCCUCAACAAUGCAGAGUCCAGCAUCCCAGUGACGUCUGAAUCCCCACAGCCACUCCUCAGUGGCUCUUCUCUGACUAAAACUGAGCCUGUCAACCUGCCGUGCACAAAUGCGAGGACAGGGGACACCCCCGUUGGUGGGCAGGUUGGUGCAGUGCCCACCUCAGCGGCCACGGCAGUCACAGACAGCACCUCCACGAGCCUCAGCAGUCCUGCUCUUCCAGCAGUCUCUGACCAGUUCAAGGCCCAGUUUCCCUUUGGGGGACUGCUCGACUCUAUGCAAACGUCAGAAACCUCGAAACUGCAGCAGUUGGUGGAGAACAUUGAUAAGAAGAUGACAGACCCAAAUCAGUGUGUCAUCUGCCACCGCGUGCUGAGCUGCCAGAGUGCCCUGAAGAUGCACUACAGGACGCACACGGGGGAGCGGCCCUUCAAGUGCAAGAUCUGCGGGCGGGCCUUCACCACCAAGGGCAACCUCAAGACUCACUUUGGGGUGCACCGGGCGAAGCCACCCCUGCGGGUGCAGCACUCCUGCCCCAUCUGUCAGAAGAAGUUCACGAACGCAGUGGUGCUCCAGCAGCACAUCCGCAUGCACAUGGGAGGGCAGAUCCCCAACACGCCACUGCCAGAGGGCUUCCAGGAUGCCGUGGACGCGGAGCUGCCCUUUGAGGAGAAGAACGUGGAGACCCUGAGCAGCUAUGACGAUGACAUCGAUGAGAACUCCAUGGAGGAAGACGCGGAGCUGAAGGACUCAGCCAGCGACUCUAAGCCGCUCCUGACCUACGCGGGGUCCUGCCCUCCCUCGCCACCCUCCGUCAUCUCCAGCAUUGCUGCCUUGGAGAACCAGAUGAAGAUGAUGGACUCUGUCAUGAACUGUCCACAGCUCCCUGGCUUGAAGUCUGUGGAAAACGGGUCUGGGGAGAGUGACCGCCUGAGCAACGACUCGUCCUCCGCUGUGGGCGACCUGGAGAGCCGCAGUGCAGGCAGCCCUGCUCUGUCCGAGUCCUCCUCCUCCCAGGCACUGUCACCCACCCAUAGCAACGGGGAGAGCUUCCGUUCCAAGUCCCCGGGCCUCAGCCACCAGGAGGACCCACAGGAGAUCCCGCUAAAGACCGAGAGGCCAGACAGCCCACCCCCCGGCCCAGGAAAUGGAGGCGCACUAGACCUGACUGCCGGCCACCCCAGUCGGCCGGUCAUCAAGGAGGAGGCUCCCUUCAGCCUGCUGUUCCUGAACAGGGAGCGGGGUAAGUGUGCAAGCACUUGUACAAGCACUGUGUGUGGUGUCUGUGGCAAGCCCUUUGCUUGCAAGAGCGCGUUGGAAAUCCACCACCGCAGCCAUACCAAGGAACGGCCCUUUGUCUGCACCGUCUGCAGGCGGGGCUGUUCCACCAUGGGUAAUUUAAAACAGCACUUACUGACACACGAAUUGAGAGGGCUGCCUUCUCAGGCAUUUGACCCCGACUUUGCUCUAGGUCCCAGCCACAGCUCUCCUCGCCUGGCCUCCAGCCCUGCGCCCACCAUGAUCAAAAUGGAAGUGAACGGUCACAGCAAAGCCAUCACCCUGGGCGAGGGCCCGCCGCUGCCCGCUGGGGUCCAGGUCCCCACUGGGCCACAGACAGUGAUGAGCCCAGGCCUGGCGCCCAUGCUGGCACCCCCACCACGCCGGACACCUAAGCAGCACAACUGCCAGUCAUGCGGGAAGACCUUCUCCUCGGCCAGCGCCCUGCAGAUCCACGAGCGCACCCACACUGGGGAGAAGCCCUUUGGCUGCACCAUCUGCGGCAGGGCCUUCACCACCAAGGGCAACCUCAAGGUACACAUGGGGACCCACAUGUGGAACAACGCUCCUGCGAGGCGUGGCCGCCGCCUGUCAGUGGAAAACCCCAUGGCCCUGCUCGGUGGCGAUGCCCUGAAGUUCUCUGAAAUGUUCCAGAAGGACCUGGCAGCCCGAGCAAUGAAUGUGGACCCCAGCUUUUGGAACCAGUAUGCUGCAGCCAUCACAAACGGGCUGGCCAUGAAGAACAACGAGAUUUCUGUCAUCCAGAACGGAGGUAUCCCCCAGCUCCCCGUAAGUCUAGGUGGAGGUGCCCUUCCACCUUUGGGCACCAUGACCGGUGGCAUGGACAAAGCACGCACUGGCAGCAGCCCACCCAGCGUCAGUUUGGACAAAGCCAGCUCUGAGACGGGCGCCAGCCGCCCGUUCACAAGGUUCAUUGAGGACAACAAGGAAAUUGGUAUAAACUAG